Molecule: messenger RNA, 2151 nt
Organism: Ceratitis capitata (Mediterranean fruit fly)
Lineage: Eukaryota; Metazoa; Arthropoda; Insecta; Diptera; Tephritidae
Gene: Smyd4-3
Product: SET and MYND domain-containing protein 4
Exons: 7
Coding region: 1-1977 (658 amino acids)
Molecular function (GO): protein binding
Source: RefSeq, a predicted model, not a curated record
AUGACCUUAGUGGAGAAAACCGGCUUCUUUCCCGACUAUUACCUUAACCUGAAAAACUCACAAUCGGAUGUGUUUGAUGUGCAGGUUGGAAAAAUAGCUGCAUGUCGCAACGACUACGAGCGAGUGGUAUUUGUUGAGCAAUUUCCUGGCGUACGCGAAAACGAUGGACAGUUGGAGGUGAAGAGGGUGUUUGCAGGGAAAAACGCCGACACGGCAGCACAGCACAAGGAGAAGGGUAAUCAAGCUUUUAAAGCGAAGGAUUGGUUUGAAGCGAUGCUUUUUUAUACAAGAAGUUACAUGGCAUUGCCGGAGGACAAAGCUAGCGAACGCGCCAUCAUCUUGGCUAAUCGCUCCGCUACACUCUUUCACAUGGAGAAAUACGAUGAAACACUGAUUGAUGUUAAGCGUGCCAUCGACUUGGGUUAUCCAAAGGAUCUGAUCUAUAAGCUAUACGAGCGCCAAGCUCGUUGUUAUAUGGUAAAAAAGGACUAUCCCAAAACCAUAGCGUGUUUCAAAAAAUGCAUUACAGCUUUGGAUGAUGCUAAAGUGCCUUCGGAACGGCGUAGCAAACUGAUCUUGGAUGCCAUGACAAUGAUAAAAAUGCUAGAAAAGGAUCCUCUAACCUUAAAACAAGCGGAGAGACAAAAGAAGUUGGGUGAAACUAAACCAUUGACCAUGGCUAUACCCGACGAAAAGGAGUACCUCAGUGAAUUUGUGCGUUUCGAUCAGAAUGUUGCAGAGGGCCGUUUUGCACGCGCUGCUGCCGAUAUUACGGUGGGUGAAGAAAUAUUGGUGGAGAAGCCAUUUGUGGCGGUUCUAUUGGAGAAAUUCGCCAAAACACAUUGCGACUAUUGCUUUAUAAGAACCGCCAUACCGGUUGCGUGCGCUAAAUGUGCUGAUGUGCUGUACUGCUCUGAGGAAUGUCUCUCAAAAGCCAAUGCCACUUAUCAUAAAUACGAAUGUGGACUUUUGCCUACAAUUUGGCGUUCGGGGGCUUCCGUGAAUUGUCAUAUGGCAUUGCGUAUUGUUGCGAAUAAAUCUUUGGAGUACUUUUUAAAGCUCAAAGAGGACAUUGAAAAGGAGUUGCCAAUCGAAGAAAUAACGAAGCUACCCACAGAUGACUAUAGACGCGUCUCUCACUUGGAACGCCAUGAAAAAUCACGUCCUCCAUCUAAUAUGUUCCAGCAUUCGUUAAUGGCACGCUUUCUAACGAAGUGUCUUGUGGAAGCCGGCUACUUUGGUGCAACUCCAAAAGCCAAUGACGUCACUACAAUUGGCGGCAUUAUGUUACGCAGCUUACAGUUCAUACAGUUCAACACUCACGAAGUGGCCGAAUUACACGCGAAAAAGGCAGAUGGCAAUGAGAAGACGGUAUUCAUUGGUGGUGGUCUAUACCCGACUUUGGCGCUGUUCAAUCACUCUUGUGACCCGGGUGUGGUGCGAUACUACCGCGGCACUACAAUUCACGUCAACACGAUACGUCCCAUCGAAGCGGGUCUGCAGAUUGCUGAGAAUUACGGUCCAAUUUAUACACAAGAAGGUCGCGAAAAGCGUCAGGCACAACUGAAAGAGCUUUACUGGUUCGAUUGUACAUGUGAUCCGUGUCUGGAGAAUUGGCCCACUUUUGAGCGAAUGCCAACUGACAUAAUACGCUUCCGUUGCGACGGCCCCAAGCAGUGCAGGGCCAUUAUAGAGGUGCCGGCGACGUGCAAUGAUUUCAUGAUUAAAUGCGUGACUUGUGGCGAGAGCACAAACAUUUUGAAGGGCCUCAAAGUGAUGCAGGAUACCGAAUUGAUGACACGCACCGCCAAGCGUCUCUACGAUGCCGGCGAUUACGCGAAAGCAUUGAAUAAAUUCAUCGACUUGCUGAGAAUCAUGUACGAGGUGUUGGCACCGCCCUUCCCCGACUUCUGCCAGUGCCAACAGCAUGCCAAGGACUGUUUCCUGCAUCUGGGCAAUUUCUACGAUUUAAAUUAAUGCAUGUGGAAUUACAAAUAUUUUGUACAUAUUAUAUAUGUAUGUAACAUAUAGUUAAUUACUUGUGAAAUUGCCAUUAGUAAUGAAAUACGAUCUGAAACAACACGUAUGUACAUACAUACAUACACACACAUAUGUACAUGAUUGUGUAAUCGUUGACAUUCAAUAUUUAUU